This is a messenger RNA of Periconia digitata, 1014 nucleotides long. The record is from the annotation of a GenBank genome assembly. Lineage: Eukaryota; Fungi; Ascomycota; Dothideomycetes; Pleosporales; Periconiaceae.
CUGAGUGAGACUAUUCGGGCGCUUGCAAGCCCAGCCAUGGAAUAGACUUGAUUUGGGUGAUGUGAGCGCUCGCUUAUUCUGGUGAACAAUUUGAAGGAUUGGGGCGGGUGGUCAGCAAUCAGGCACAGAAUCCACAAUACACUUGAGUCCUUGACUCGAAAAGUCGACUGUACGGCUCGAACAUGUCUUACCCCGGGCCGAUCCCUCGUGUAGCCGGCAGUGGAUUGGUGCGCUUGUUAUCGCAAACGGGUAUGUACAACAUGGUCAUGGAUGCGGGGGCUGUAGAGGGCGCAAGGCAUUUGAGACACAUAAUCUCUCUUGAGCAGGGCAAAUUGUCCCAGGCUGCAAAAACUGUUGAGUGUAACGUAAGUCUCCUUUUCUCUCUCACAAACAUCCCCCCCACGUUGGUUAUCGUUUGCAAAGGACGAUGGAUUCUGGCAGAACUUAGCCGUGAGGGAACCACAAUCGCCAGCUAUUCACCUGAUGCAUCCAAGGGUAAAUGUCAUGACGCCUCGUCGUUUCCAAUUUCCCAUUGCUCUGGGAAUCGCAGUCUGCCUUCCCACCCAACCCCACCAUAAUGCAUGAUGAUGGGUGGGGAGGACCACCGUACACCAUCAACCAGCAGCGAGCAGGAUUCCAAAUCAACCGAGUAUCAAGAAUAUUGAUGGCAUGUCAAUCCACAUCACACGAGCCAAAAGGCCGCAACAAGAAGGAGUAAUUACACGGCGGGAAGCCUCUCUGUCUCCAUCCGCUCCAUCGAGAUGCAUUCCCAGGAUGCUCGUGCGAUGUCUGCAAGUUGAUAUUGGUUGAAUGUUGUUGCGGGACCAGCUAUCCCUCCCGCGACAAGUUUCAGGCGCGCGGCUCGAUGCUUGGAGAAUGACAGCAAAAAGCACAAAUGAAGAAAUGACAUGCUGCGUACACGCGGGACAGUGUUGGCGGUGGAAAAUCUUAUGAUUGGGCACGCGAAGCGAAUGGGAGGUACUCUUCGGCAGACCCGAAACUCUAAUCGAUUGU